Messenger RNA from Alligator mississippiensis (American alligator), 945 nucleotides. RefSeq names its product olfactory receptor 10A4-like. NCBI's taxonomy places the organism in Eukaryota, Metazoa, Chordata, Crocodylia, Alligatoridae. Gene Ontology annotation, biological process: G protein-coupled receptor signaling pathway. Gene Ontology annotation, molecular function: G protein-coupled receptor activity; olfactory receptor activity. The transcript has a single exon. The record is from RefSeq and is a predicted model, not a curated record. Gene Ontology annotation, cellular component: membrane. Bases 1 to 945 code for a protein of 314 amino acids.
AUGACCUGGGAAAAUGAAACCUUGAUCACUGAGUUCAUUCUCCUGGGGUUCUCCAGUCUUCUUCAGCUCCAGGUUCUGCUGUUUGUGGUGUUCCUGGUUACUUAUGUGAUAACCCUAAUUGGUAACAUUCUCAUUGUCCUAAUAACAAUGGUGGAUACUGCCCUACAAAGCCCCAUGUAUUUCUUCCUCCAAAAUUUGUCCUCCCUAGAGAUCUGCUUCACAUUAGUCAUCAUCCCUAAAAUGCUGGUGAAUCUCCUCUCAGAUAACAAAUCUAUUUCCUUCCCUGGCUGCAUGUUGCAAAUGUAUUUUUUCUUCUUCUUUGGCAGCACAGAAUGCUUUCUCUUGGCAGCCAUGGCCUAUGAUCGCUAUGUAGCUAUAUGCCACCCACUGCGCUACACAGUUAUUAUGAACAGGAAGGUGUGCAUCCGACUGGCAGUGAGUUCAUGGAUCUCAGGCAUUCCUGUGGGGACUGUGCAGACCACAUGGUUGUUUAGUUUUCCAUUCUGUGGUCCCAAUGAAGUCAAUCACUUCUUCUGUGAUAGUCCCCCAGUGUUAAAGCUGGUGUGUGGGGACACGUACCUCUUUGAGAUGUAUGCUGUGACUGGCACAAUUUUAAUUAUACUGUUCCCCUUCAUUCUUAUCCUGUUCUCCUACAUUCAAAUCAUUGCCACCAUCCUGAGGAUGCCCUCAGCUGAACGUAGACACAAAGCGUUCUCCACCUGCUCCUCUCACUUGGUGGUUGUGACUCUAUUCUAUAGCACAGCUUCCUUGACUUAUUUCCGGCCCAAAUCAAGCUAUUCCCCAGACACUAAGAAGCUUCUCUUUCUUUCCUACACAGUCUUCACACCCAUGUUAAACCCCAUUAUCUACAGCUUGAGGAACAAAGAGGUAAAAGGUGCCCUCAAGAGAAUGAUCGGUAAGAAAAUAUAUUCAUGGAAACUGUAA